Messenger RNA from Lycium barbarum (goji berry), 936 nucleotides. RefSeq lists its product as uncharacterized. NCBI's taxonomy places the organism in Eukaryota, Viridiplantae, Streptophyta, Magnoliopsida, Solanales, Solanaceae. Bases 1 to 936 code for a protein of 311 amino acids. The transcript is spliced from 4 exons. The record is from RefSeq and is a predicted model, not a curated record.
AUGCACAUUCCUGAGUGGAAGUGGGAGAGGAUAGUUAUGGACUUCGUGGUAGGGCUACCAAGGACUUUGGUCAAGUUAGAUGCUAUUUGGGUUGUUGUGGAUAGGUUGACCAAGUCCGCAUAUUUCAUUCCGGAUCAGACUACCUACAAUUUGGAGAAGUUUGCGGGAUCUACAUUAGGGAGAUUACUCGGUUGCGUGGAGUGCCUAUUUCUGUCAUUACAAUCAAGGCACUCAGUUCACUUCUCAUUUCUGGAGGACUUUGCAAAAGAAGAUGGGGACUCAGUUGGACUUAGUACUGCACACCUGCAGAUAGAUAGUCAGUCCGAGAGCACUAUUCGGUUCAAUGCAUUCAAGGUGAGACCUUGGGGUACUGAUUUGUUGAGGGAUUCCUUGGAUAAGGUGAAGUUGAUUAAGGACAAUCUUCUUGCGGCUCAGAGUAGACAAAAGGAAUAUGCGGACCAGAAGGUUCGCGACAUGGUGUUCAUGGUUGGUUAUCAGGUUCUAAUGAAGGUUUUGCCCAUGAAGGGUUUAGCGGGUGUUCACCCUGUGUCUCAUGUUUCCAAGUUAAAGAAAUACCAUUCAGAGCGGUCUUCUAUAAUCCAAUGUUUCUCAGUGUUAUUUGAUCAAAAUAUGUCCUUUAAGGAAGAGCCGGUGGCUAUCUUGGAGAGCAUAUUACUUAAAAGUACAUGCGAGGUACUGCUAGAUGAGACCAUAAUUUGGGAUCCAUGGUUUAGACCAGAGGCAGAAAUUUCAAUAGAUGUUGCUUGGAUUGGCUUUCUAGAUUUACCCCCUAAUUUCUUUGCAAGAGAAACUGUUUUCUCUAUGUCUGCACUUGGAAAGCCUUUGACAGUUGAUUUAGCCACAACAAAUAGGACCAGACCUAGAUGUGCAAAAGUUAAAAUAGAAGUGGAUUUGUUGGCAGUUCAUACUCAAUAA